UUCGCUAUCCACUCCCAACCAUGCAUGUCGACACGUCCACCUCGCGAGGUUAUAAGAGACAGGCUCAAACGGAGUCAGAGGACAACAGAAACUCGAACAACUGAUCGCACCAUCUACCUCCCACACUCGACCCAUCGAUGUCUCCUACAUACUCCUCAUUCGCAGUGAUUGGUGCUGGCACUAUUGGUGGCCCUAUCCUCGCCGCCCUGGCCGCCCAGCCGUCCGUGAAAGUCAUCCUCCUCUCCCGCGGCGCGUCCACAUCCAAGACGGUCCCAGCGAGCGUCGAGGUCGUGCAAGUCCCCUCGUACGACGACGUGACCGCCGUCGCCGCUGCACUCAAGGCGCACAACGUCGAAGUGAUCGUGUCCACGCUGAACACCGUGGCUCUUCCAUCUCAACUCUCUCUCGCGGAUGCAGCGAAGCAGGCCGGUGUCAAGUUGUUCUUGCCGUCUGAGUUUGGCUUUUCGACGGAGGGAGCCACCGAGGGGUUGUUGGGCGCGAAGCAAAAGACCGUCGACAAGCUCCAGACCGUCGGCGUGCCCUACUUCCGCAUCUUUGUCAGUGCUUCUGGGCUCUCCCCUGCUUCAGAUCCUGAUGCGAACCUGCAGACCGGAUUGUUCAUCGAGUUUGUGCCCUGGGCCGUGAACUACAGUGCCGAAGCCAAGAAGCUGUACGUGGUCGGCAAAUCGGAGGGCGCCGUGUCCGUCGCAUCCAUCGCCGAUAUUGCCGGCUAUCUCGCACAUGUCCUGACGCACCAACCCACCGCUAUCCUCGAGAACAAGAUCCUGCGUAUCGAAGGCGACCGUAUCCCGGGUUUCCGGUCCCUUGGUCCGCUCUUCGGCGCCGAGGUCGUGACGGUCGAAGCGAUGGAAGGGGCUGACUUCAAGGCAUUCUUGAUGAGCCUUGCUGACCAGGGUGUCGCAACUACAGGCUACGGCGUUGAAGGCGUUUCUGAUGAGGAGGCUUCCAAGAGCGGCAACGCACUGUGGGCGGGACACCAGUGGAAGACAGUCAAGGAUGUUUACGGUCACUAGUCGACGAAAAACGCCUAUUCGAUGUUAUCUCACGUGAUAUUCUUCACACAACCACGGAUUAUUCUAUGACGUACUU
Messenger RNA from Mycena citricolor, 1110 nucleotides. The record is from the annotation of a GenBank genome assembly. NCBI's taxonomy places the organism in Eukaryota, Fungi, Basidiomycota, Agaricomycetes, Agaricales, Mycenaceae.